GACCACCUGCAGUUCCAAUUCCAAUUUCCAAGCUGCCGCCUCUCUCUCUCCCCUAUAUUUCUCUGUUCCACUUCCUUCCUGGGGGCCUGGUCCGGUGGUCCCCCAAACUUCUGCCUCCAAGGGCUUCUCUCCGCGAACCAUAAGAGACGAGAGAACCGCGCGAAGUGGCGAAGUGGCGAAGAAGCGAAGGAUUGGAGGAGUGACCAGCGACACCAACGAAGAUUGUAUAGCGAAAAUCUGCGUCGUAAGCCUUCUGAACACGAUUCUCGCUUUUAUCCUCUUUUCCAGACAUGAUUUCUAUUCGCAUUUCGUCCAAGUCUUCUACGUGCCUGGUUGCGGAAUUUCGUCGAACAGGUGGUGAGCUAAGUCGUUUAAAUACCAAGGAACAUAGACUUUACUUAUGAAAAACCUUUCCAAGUAGCAACGUGUUUCCAGCUAGAUUGAUGGUUGAAUUUCUGCUGAUUCUGUAUGUUUGCAUUGCAUAUCAACGUUUGUGAGUUCAUUAUGUUGGGUGGUAGUAUAACUUAUUCAAUGUAUUUGGAAGGGAACAGUCUCAUUUUCAUCUCUUUUCAUGACCCUAAAAUAUGGGGUAUGGGGGCAAGUACAAGUAAUCGCCAUUGGCUUAACUAAGUCUUCGUUUGAAUCCUGCAUAUCUUCUUUGAGAACAGUUUGGUAGAUGUAGGACUUUUUGUGUGAUUAUUUGUGCACACUAUGUCGUGAUGGGUGGCAGCCAGCCACUCUAUAAUUUGGCCUUAUGACUACAUUUUUGUGUAACAUUUGUGAUGCUGGGUUCAUGUUUUGCCAUCUUCCAUGUUAGGCUAAUAUCAUAAGUCGGUGGUUAUGAUUAGAGCAAGUGAAAGAUUGGAGAUAAUGCAAGGAACUGUGCAGUUGUAAUUGAGCUCUUUUUCAAGAUGUAAUCAUGUAGAAGGUUAGGAUAGAGGAGAAACGAAAAAAGAGCUAGGCUUGGUUAAUGAUUUUUACGACUUUCAGGAUUAAUAGUUGAAUUAGAGUGAUCACUUUCAAUCAAGUUCAUCAUAGACGCAUGUUUGUUGGAAGUACAUGACAAUUGACAACCAUUUUCGAGCAUUUAGUUAAUGAUGAAGAAGAGGCUUCUGUGUAGUGAGUGUGUGGGCUUUAUAAGGGUUAUCCCAUUUUAACGUCAUCCUCUUCUUUGGCAGGCAGCUACCAUAAGUUUAGGAUGGGUAUAGUAGCCAAACUGAAGCGCCAGGAAGCGAGUUGCAAGCGUAUCUUGAAGGAGCUGCGCGCACACGAGCAUGAAGUGAUAUCAGAGGAUGCCAAAUUAUCAUCCAUGAAAGGUGAAGGAGCGAAUUUGGGUGCCCUGAAGCACCAAGAGGACUUGCUUGCAGAGUGGCGCUUCAUGGUUAAAUGUUCCUAUGACCGCCUGAUCAGUGCACUUGACUAUCUAUCGACAACUCUUGCCGAGGCAAACGAGCAGUUGGAUUUGGAGGAUAACCCACUUGUGGUCGCAUCUGCAAGAAACACUGCUGAUGUGGUUUUCGCUAUUGUCAGUUGGCUCAGACGCGACCUUUAGGAAAAGAGCUCAUGUGCUGAUUGCUCGCGAGAAAAUUACAUUUGACUCCUGUUAUUUCUACUCUGGACAGUUCUUGUAUUUUGAAUUUUCUGGUGUCAGGAUUGCUUCAAACAGGGUUAGCGAUUCUGCCUUGGGAUUGGUUACGGACAGCGGAUGUUUGGGUUAACUUCCACCACAUUUUUGGUAUCAAGUUCUGAGAUCACAGCAAGACAAGUAGGAGACAACAACUCUAGUAGAGGAUGCCAUACGCGAACCAAGAGCGAGAAAAUAAAUAUCCAUUCAACUGGUCGAUCGCAGUUGUCCAGUUGAAUAACUGAAUGUGUUUCGAUCGCAGACUUCGGUGAAUGUCUGAGCGAUCGUCGAUUGGUACCGGACAGAUCUCUGCGUUCUGCUCUCUCCUUCCCCGCGAUUCCUUCUGCUCUCUGUAACGUUCUGGAGUGCUGCUGGAACAAUUCUUGGCCAUUGAGGAUAGCAAUUGGGAAAUUGAAGAGAAGAAUAGAAGGGUUUGAGAAGAGAGGUCUUAUAUAUGUUUUGAUCAAUUAUAAUCAACUACCUAAUCUCCCCGUCUUAACAAAAAAGCCACAAUCAUUGCACUCUCGCACUGCGCUCUUCGUCGCGCCCUGCUCUCUCCGCCAAAGAAUCCUCCCGGUCCAAGUUAAUAAAUUUCCCCACUAUUCUCAAAGUCCGUCCCAAUUAACUCCAAAAGUGAACAUCAGUACCAAUUAGUCCCCUCCUUGCCUUUCUUCCACCGUAUGAGACAGAGUUGAUUGAAAAUGGAAUCCAGAAUGCAAAAGGAUUGCUCUGCAGAAGAAAGGAGAAGAAGACAUGAAACCUCUGUUGGAGAAACGUUUCGGGAUUAAGUCUCAGAGGCUAGUUAGUGUGAAUGGUGUUGCGCACCAUUUUACCGUAAUUCUAGAUUAGUCGUUAAAGAACAGUUUUAUGUUUAAACCCAACCAGUCGAAAUGUGACACGUGACUUUUAUCUGUAAACCGGAUUACAAGCUGAUAAAAAAAAGAAGCAGAGCAGCUAACUGUUGUCUUUGUACAUUUCGGCCAUUUCUUUACCCUAAUACUUGAAACUCAACACCGUUACGGAAUUGGUUCCAGGAGAUCGUAUUGGGAACCUACGCGUCAAAAGUUGUGGGUGUUGUGCUCGGGUGUUGGUGGGCUUUGUGUGGUGUCGAGUUAUUGGUAGCGGGCUUCGCUAAUCGCUAGGCAGGCUGGGCAGUGCCAGUAAGGGAAAAUCUUGCUAUCCGGUUUAUCGCAUUUUUAGGUUUUAACCAGAUCGGACCGAGACCGAUUUUUUUGUGUUCACACAACCACAAACCGAAUUAGGUGGAUGGGCAUUCGGUUUUAACCAGGAUGGUUUAAAUUGGGAUCCAGAUCAUGAAUAUUUGGAAUCCAUAUUAUGCAAGGUUUUCAGUUUGACCGAAAAAUCGGGGCCGGAUUCGGAAUUCCUACCCAUACGUGUAACUACACAUGGUUAUAUACCGGAUCUUUUAUCCUGUCUUCCUCUUAGCAUAACGUUCGCGACCUAGCUAGAACAUAACUUCCAUGUUCGCAUACAGCGUCCGUGCUCUUCCUCUUUGCAGAAUAAACUGAAGAGUCAAGAACCUGCCGGCGGUUUGAUUGAUUUAAACAUUGAAGCUUCAAGAAAGCACUCCGAAGUGC
Molecule: messenger RNA, 3222 nt
Organism: Linum trigynum
Lineage: Eukaryota; Viridiplantae; Streptophyta; Magnoliopsida; Malpighiales; Linaceae
Source: the annotation of a GenBank genome assembly